This is a messenger RNA of Lutzomyia longipalpis, 1271 nucleotides long. RefSeq names its product sulfotransferase 1B1-like. The transcript is spliced from 4 exons. Gene Ontology annotation, cellular component: cytoplasm. The coding region runs from base 111 to 1157 and encodes 348 amino acids. The record is from RefSeq and is a predicted model, not a curated record. Gene Ontology annotation, molecular function: sulfotransferase activity. Lineage: Eukaryota; Metazoa; Arthropoda; Insecta; Diptera; Psychodidae. Gene Ontology annotation, biological process: sulfation.
CAUUAAUAUGACAUUGAAAGUUUUCUUAUCAAAAAAAUUCUAUCUCGUCUGAAUACUUUUUUGGCGUUUAAGUUUAACUUCAGUCACAAAGUAACCGUCAUUGGAGCAUAAUGGCUACAUUUUCUGAAGAAAUCUCCGAGGAGCAAUGCAAGAAAGCUUCACGUGCUGGAAUUAAAAAAUUUCUUCGCUACGGAAAUUUCGCUCCACGACCUGAGUUUCCAUUGGCAGAAAAAUGGACUAAGGCUACGUACUUCCUUCCGGCAACUCACAGCAGAUAUAUGGAGAAAAUUGAGAAUUUUGAGGUACGUCCCGAUGAUAUUUGGGUAGUUACAUACCCCAAAAGUGGCACAACGUGGACACAGGAAAUGGUAUGGCAGAUCUGCAAUGAUUUGGAUUUUGAAAAAGGACAAGGAAUAGGAUUAGGUGAACGAUUUCCUAUGUUGGAAAUGGGCACAUUAAUCCCAGAGGCGUUUACUACUGAUACUGUAGCUGAUGUAGCGCAGCGACCAUCGCCUAGAUUAAUCAAGAGCCAUUUACCACCAUCUUUGCUUCCCAGAAGUAUUUGGAAAGUAAAGCCAAGGAUUAUUUAUACAGCGAGGAAUGCAAAAGAUAUCUUUGUCUCGUUCUACCAUCACUAUAGAAAUUUUUUCCAAUAUAAAGGAAGCUUUGAUGAAUUUUCGGAGAUUUUUAUGAACAACUUAAUUAAUUAUGCUCCUUUCUACACUCACGUUUUCGAUUACUGGAAUAUGAGGAAUGAAGAAAAUAUUUUGUUCCUUACAUUUGAAGAAAUGAAAAGAGAUAUGCCCGCAGUUAUUGAGAAAACUGCUGAAUUUCUUGGAAAAUCCUUAAAUAAAAAGCAGAUUCAAGAUCUCACUGAACAUCUGUCAUUUGAAAAAAUGUCCAAAAAUCAAUCUGUUGAUCUUAUCUUAGAAUUAAAAGAUGUACAAAAAAGUUUGAAUAUUGGAAAACACGAUGACAACUUUCGAUUCAUCAGAAAAGGUCAAAUUGGGAGCUACCGUGAUGACAUGUCCCCGGAAUUCAUUGAAAAAUUCGACAAUUGGCUCAAAGAAAAGUUGAAUGACCUCCAAGUGGAGCCUGAGCUAUGGAAAAUAUUUUUCCUUGAUGAUGUUCCAGGGGAAAAAUCAAUUAGGACGUAAAAAAGGCUUUAUAAUGAGUUUUAUGGUUUUAAUUUGAGUAUAUGUACCUACUCUUAUUAUUGAAAGAAAUACAGCUAAAAAGGCUUGACAUGACAAUAAAGUUUUCUUAUCGAA